Molecule: messenger RNA, 1409 nt
Organism: Dothidotthia symphoricarpi CBS 119687
Lineage: Eukaryota; Fungi; Ascomycota; Dothideomycetes; Pleosporales; Dothidotthiaceae
Exons: 4
Coding region: 69-1409 (446 amino acids)
Molecular function (GO): DNA binding
Source: RefSeq, a predicted model, not a curated record
CGGCAGAUAUCAAAGCAUACGGCUUGAACUCCAGAUCCAAACGAAGAGCUUCGUUCCCCAGUCGAACCAUGAGGAUACAACAAAUGCUGAAUCCGCUCUGCGGCGACCACCAUGGGUGCGAGAACUUAGAGCUGCCAACACUGCCCUCUAUGCCUCGUCUGACGGCCCCGAUCACUGGCCCAAGACGACAGAAGGUGCCUAAAGACGCCCCGGUAUUCUCAGAAGGCAACAAAAUCAUUGGCCAUCUCAACUACCCGCCCUACGAGGCUGGAGACGACCAUGACCUUGCGGCUCAACAUCGCAAGUUCCAGAUUUACCCGCUGGGAGAAAUUCAGAGGAAGGGUGUUAGGCAUAUCCCAUACAACAGCGAUAAGAAAGAUUUCCUGGACAAGACAGGACGCGAUGCAUUCGAGAUGUUCCAGUACACUUACAAGAGGCCUGGUGAGGAGAAGGAGUACGUGGUUGUCUGGGACUACAACGUAGGACUGGUCCGUAUGACGCCCUUCUUCAAGUCAUGCAAAUACUCCAAGACAAUACCGGCCAAGGCGUUGAGGGAUAAUCCUGGGCUGAAGCACAUUAGCUACAGCAUCACAGGAGGCGCUCUAGUAUGUCAAGGUUAUUGGAUGCCGUACCAAGCUGCCAAAGCUAUAGCAGCGACCUUUUGUUACGACAUCCGAUGGGCACUGACGCCUGUCUUUGGCAACGACUUCCCCUCCAUGUGUGUUCAUCCGAAGAGUACCAGUUUCGCAAAGUUCGUCAUUGAUCCGACAAUCGUACAAUACUGUACUGAACAGACGAACAAAUUCCGCAUAGAAGGCGCGUCAUAUCGUAUCUUGGGUUCCAAUCUCUCGUCACCUGUCGCAACACCUCAGCUGCAGUUUGGAUCUCCACCGUGGGAAGCAAAUGUGUUGAGGCAACAUUAUGGGCGGCAACUAGAGAGCGAAAGCGGGUAUGGAACUGAUACCGACCGAAGCGACAGAUAUCUCUUCUCGCCACAAGUGUCUCCGCGCAGUCAAUUCACGGCUGUGAAUAGCUUCAGGUCACUGUCUCCACCGUCUCCCCGGACAAACACCACUUCUUCUACCUUGGGCUCUCCAACCAACGCACAGUUUCCUCCUCGCAUCGUCCUGCCAACUUCAGUUCCGGACGGUUACUACGAGGAACAUCUUCGAAUGAAGCGGACACACUCCAAAGUAGCGUUCAGCGACAACUGCGAUGACGAACUACCAUCUCGUCCCCGAACAGCCGCGACUGUCAAUAGCGAUGGCGGUUACGACACAGUGAAUUUUGGCGAGAGUGGACACACGCAGAGAGAGAUAGAUGCCGCCGAGCACCUGAUGAUGCUCAGUGCGAGUGAUAAGAUGCUGCCGCCACCGACAAAGCGAACACGUUGUGGUUCCAAGUACUGA